AUGGCUUUUUCAUCAUGCCUUCUCAACCUGGUUUUCAAAUUUCUUCAUCAUUUUGCAUGGCCUCUUGUUGCUCUGAUGUAUCCUAUGUGGGCCUCAGUACAAGCAAUCGAGACUGAUUCCAAUGCAGCAACUAAGGAUUUGAUCUCAUAUUGGAUACUUCUUUCAUUGAUAUAUCUCUUUGAGUAUGCUUUUAUGAGCCUUCUUCUAUGGUUGCGGGUCUGGCUGUACAUUAAGCUGAUGAUCAUCUUCUUGCUCACCAUACCGGACUUUGGACGGGCUACUUAUGUUUAUGAUAACUUUAUUCGCCCCGUGAAAUUGCAAAUAGUUGCAUGGAGGAAGUGUUUUGUUGAGAAAGAUGACUUUUUGAUGCAUGCAGAGAGAUAUGUGAAGGAGAAUGGAACUGAAGCCUUAGAGAAACUCAUUGCUAGCAAGAAUACAAUGUGUAGACCUGAUGCAAAAGUGACAAAUGAAAUCAUAGCUACCGAUAAUAAAAAUGCGCUAAAGACAAAUGGAGAAAGACUCCAAAUUGUGCACCGAGACAUUAAAGAUUUGGAGGCUACUGAGAAAAAGGAAAUUCAUUCUACCAAGCAAGAUAUUCCUGUCAUGCCUAAAGUUGGGCCUAGUCAAAGUGCAUCAUCAGCCACAGUGGAAACUAAAGGAACAGCAGAGAGUGACAGAACUGGUGGAGAGGUUUCUCAGAGUUCUUCUACACCGAAGAAAAUGCAGAAAGAGUGGACUUGUGCAUUAUGUUUGGUAACAACCACGAGCGAGAUAACCUUGAACUCCCACCUCAGUGGAAGGAGACACCGUGACGCUGCUGCAGCUUUAAUAGCAAAGAAGCAACCUACUAUUCAGAAACAAAAGGAAGCAGAAGUGACAAAUGAAACCAUAUCUAAUGAUAAUAUAGAUAUGCUGAAGACAAAUGGAAAUCAAAGACUUGAAAUAGACAACAAAAACAUCAAAGAUUUGGAGACUAUUGAUAAAAAGGAAAUUCCUGCAACCAAGCAAAGAACCUAUGCUAUGUGGCAAGUCAAAAGACAUCAUCUGACAUAG
This is a messenger RNA of Lathyrus sativus (Indian pea), 1053 nucleotides long. NCBI's taxonomy places the organism in Eukaryota, Viridiplantae, Streptophyta, Magnoliopsida, Fabales, Fabaceae. The record is from the annotation of a GenBank genome assembly.